Camellia sinensis is the source of this 1397-nucleotide messenger RNA. RefSeq names its product altered inheritance of mitochondria protein 32. The record is from RefSeq and is a predicted model, not a curated record. NCBI's taxonomy places the organism in Eukaryota, Viridiplantae, Streptophyta, Magnoliopsida, Ericales, Theaceae.
GAGGGACUGAGAUACAUCCCAUCUCAUCUCUCAGCAGCACCUUCUUCAAUUCUCCAUCAACCCGUCUCUCUCUCUCUCUCUCUCUCUCUUUUCAAACCCUAGUUGUUUUCUUCCAUGGCCGGAGCUGUGGAGAACUUCUCUUCCGACGGAUGCUGCCGCCACCGCCUCCGCCUACGACGACGACAUUAAGUUUGGGUUCCAGCGGCCGGAAAUGUACCAGAACAACCUCACCGGCACGGUCGAUCCCUACGACCGCCACGUCUUCCUCUGCUACAAGAAUCACGACUCUUGGCCUCCUCGUGUUGAGGACUCCGAUUCUGAUCCUCUUCCCAAGCUCCUCUCUGGAGCUCUCAAAGCUCGCAAGAACGACCUCAAUGUCAAGACUCGUUUGACGAUAUGCGAGGGACGCGACGGGACUGAGUUUUCCGAUGGAGAUGUGUUGAUUUUCCUUGAAAUGAUCAAAUACAGGGGUUUGAAGGACUCAGAUGUUGAUAAUUUUGUUGAGGACGUGCUUGUGAAUGGAAAACCUUGGGCUUCUGGAUUGGAGGAGCGGUUGAUUGGUUCUCAUGUAUUUGUGUGUGCCCAUGCUAGCAGAGAUCAAAGGUGUGGUGUUUGUGGACCAGCUCUCAUUGAGAAAUUUAACGAGGAGAUUGAACUGAGGGGAUUGAAGGAUCAGGUGUUUGUGAGUGCUUGUUCGCAUGUUGGUGGUCACAAAUAUGCUGGGAACUUGAUAAUUUUCAGCACAGAUCAAGAGGGUAACAUUGCUGGUCACUGGUAUGGUUAUGUUACCCCAAAUGAUGUGGCUGAUUUGCUUGAAAAGCAUAUUGGAAAGGGAGAGAUCAUAGAGAAUCUUUGGAGGGGCCAAAUGGGUGUACCUGUUGAACAAGCUGAAAAAGUGAACAAACAGAAGAUUCCAAAUGGAAAGGUUAUGGAGAAAAGCGAGAAGCCCCAUGGAGAUAUCAGUCAAGACAAGAAGGAAGAUGUGGCAAGCUGUUGUCAGGGUGCUAAUGGGUUUUCAUGCUGCAGAGAUGGAAGUUCGGAGAUUAAAGAAAUCACAGAAGUGCAAGAAAAGAAGGGGCUGGGCAAACUCUCAAGCUGGAUGGGAAAGUGGGAGGAAAGUGAUGUUCUUGCUGCGGUUGCUGUCUUUGGAGCAGUGGCAACUAUUGCUGUGGCUUAUAGCUUCUAUAGAAGGUCCGGGUGAAAGAUGCUCUGUAAUCUUGUUCCAUUUUGUUGGCAUGUCUGUGCCCUCGUUUUUGGUAGAGAGGUCACGAGAUAUGUUUGAAUAAUCCUCUGUACCAUGCAGUUCUUUAGAACGAAAGUGAUAGCUAUAUAUAUGUUCAUGUUACCACUGUUAAGAUGAAUUACCAAUAUUAGCAAUCAGAAACAAUUUUUUCUUA